AUGAACACCAUCGUCUUCAAUAAACUCGGCGGCGCCGUGCUGUUCGAGGAGCGAGGCGCUCUGGAGCGGGAGCGGGGCGGCCGGCCCUACGGAGGCGGCGGCGUCCUGGACAGUCCCCACGACCGCCCCGAGGUGGGCCUUCCCGACGGCCCGCCCCUCAAGGACAACCUUGGCCUGCGACACCAGAGGACCGGGUCCCGGCAGAAUGGCGGGAAGGUGAGACACAAGCGGCAAGCCCUGCAAGACAUGGCGCGGCCCCUGAAGCAGUGGCUUUACAAGCACCGCGACAACCCGUACCCCACCAAGACCGAGAAGAUUCUCCUGGCCCUCGGUUCUCAGAUGACACUGGUGCAGGUGUCAAAUUGGUUUGCAAACGCAAGACGUCGCCUUAAGAACACUGUUCGGCAGCCCGAUCUGAGCUGGGCUUUAAGAAUAAAGCUGUACAACAAGUACGUGCAAGGGAACGCCGAGCGGCUCAGCGUGAGCAGCGAUGAUUCGUGUUCUGAAGAUGGGGAAAAUCCUCCCAGAGACCACAUGAACGAAGGCGUGUAUCCUGCUCCAGUUCAUCACACUGCGGCCAAAAGCGAGAGCUCAGCCGUAAAAGCUGGGGUGAGGCCAGAGUCAGGGGCCAGCGAGGACUACGUGUCACCCCCAAAAUACAAGAGCAGCUUGUUGAACCGCUACCUUAACGACUCUUUGAGACACGUUAUGGCCACGAACACCACCAGGGUGGGGAAAACAAGGCAGAGGAACCACUCAGGAUCUUUUAGCUCCAACGAAUUUGAGGAAGAGCUGGUGUCUCCAUCGUCAUCGUCAGAAACAGAGGGCAACUUUGUCUACCGCACAGACACUCCAGAAAAUGGAUCCAACUAGGGUGACGGCGCAGCUAACAGAACGCGGCCGAGCAAGGACGACACGUAUUGGAAGGAGAUCAAUGCAGCCAUGGCUCUCACAAACCUGGCCCAAGGGAAGGACACUCUGCAAGGGACCGCCAGCUGCAUCAUCCAGAAGUCAUCCCAUAUAGCGGAAGUCAAGACGGUCAGGGUCCCCCUGGUGCCGCAGUUCUAAGGGCUUGUCACUCUCAGAUCCUAUCCCUGCCUUCUCUGCCGUCCUUGUCCUUAAGAGCCGAA
Molecule: messenger RNA, 1130 nt
Organism: Lepus europaeus (European hare)
Lineage: Eukaryota; Metazoa; Chordata; Mammalia; Lagomorpha; Leporidae
Product: homeobox protein Mohawk-like
Exons: 1
Biological process (GO): regulation of transcription by RNA polymerase II; cell development; muscle organ development
Cellular component (GO): nucleus
Molecular function (GO): DNA-binding transcription factor activity, RNA polymerase II-specific; RNA polymerase II cis-regulatory region sequence-specific DNA binding
Source: RefSeq, a predicted model, not a curated record